Rattus norvegicus (Norway rat) is the source of this 3357-nucleotide messenger RNA. It is a transcript of the gene Ccnl2, whose product is annotated as cyclin L2. The record is from RefSeq and is a predicted model, not a curated record. Gene Ontology annotation, cellular component: nucleoplasm; nuclear speck. Gene Ontology annotation, biological process: regulation of transcription by RNA polymerase II. Gene Ontology annotation, molecular function: cyclin-dependent protein serine/threonine kinase regulator activity. NCBI's taxonomy places the organism in Eukaryota, Metazoa, Chordata, Mammalia, Rodentia, Muridae.
GGGUAGCCUCUGAGGGUAAGUGACUAAGACUUCUCCUCUGCUGUCCAAGCGCUUUGGUGCAGGGACAGCGGCCGUCUUCAGCCAAUCCAGUGCAGGCUCUCCACCGAAGGCUGGCUCUAGACUGGUGGUAUGCGUACCCAAUAGUAUAGUCAUGGCCGACUGCUGCUUGUGGUUCUCUGACGAUUGUGCUUCUUGUUAAUCCUGUCAUGCUUGGUAAUUGUAUCAAUUAGAAUUGAUAACUGUCUUGACUUGAAUUUUGUUAUUUUAAAACUGCUGUACCUGUGCAAUAAAGAUGCAAUACCUUUCUUUAAGAACAAUUGUAUAGAAAGCUAUAAGAAUGGAAGUGACACAAUUGGCAUGGUGAAAAUUCAGGCUGUUCCUGGAUACUAUCAUCAUUUCUCCCAAGCCCUAAAGUUGCUCUUUUCAGCAACUUAAGUGGGACUCAUUCCAGUAAAGGUGUGCAUCUUUAAAUUAAAAUACUGUAAUUUAUUUGAAAUAUAGCAUUAAGUUUAAAUAGACCUUUGAAGGAUUUCAUUUGUUUUUAGAACAAAGUUAGUGAAUUAAUAUAUUUGAAUACUAAAAUUUCCUUACUAGUUGUAAAGUUAUUGAUGGUUCUACUUGUGAAUGUUUAAGCUGAUUAGCUACAGAAUGGCUCCUGGGAGAUGGGUAGUGCUGCUACUAUUCUGGCUUCCCUUCUAAAUGUAGAGGCGUUGCUUCCUGGGCCAGCUGCCUCUUACAGGCAUCUGUAGAAUUUAUUGUUUAGAAUGUCAGUGGGUUUGAAUGUUACCUUCUCUAAGGUUUUAGGGCAGAGAUAACUGGGUGGGAACAGUUAAAUCUCUCAUAUGUGGUACAGCCUAACAUUAGGGUAUGCUGUACCAUUGGAUAUAUUGGGCAAUGUAUAUAACCUCAUGAUGUGUUUUCUCGUGAAUUGUUUUUGCAUUGUUGAUAAAGCUAGUAUACUCCUUGGUUUUAGCCUAUAAAAUUUAAAUAUAUAAAGAAACUAUUAAAGAUGUAGUCAAUUUUAAAUGACCUUUAACUUUUCUAAAAAUGUGAAGUUUUGUACUUAUAUAUAUCAGCUAAAGUAUUAUAGCAUUCUUUAGUGUACUUAGUUUGAUGCCACUUUUAGUGUUUUUGUUGCUUUUGUCUGAUUUUUAUGAAUGUUCAUUUUAAGACUCCUUGUUGAAAUGGGACAGUUUCGUUCUUUGAUAAGCCCGAGAAGAGGAUUCCCUUGGGUGUUGACCUCCUCUGCAUGAUGUGCCCAUGCAUCUGAACUGCACCCAAGGGCCUUUCCUUUCCCAAGUGGACUCCCUCCCUGGAGCUGUGGCUCAAUCAUCUGGAGAAGGACGGGGCUACAAAUGCUGCCUGAAGAAAAGGAACACAGGAAGGAGGACAGCUUGUCUGACAGUUGGGAGGCUUCAUGCUCAGCCUUCUCAUUUGAGUUUGCAUGUUUCUCUGCACUAUGGAUUUUGAACAUUUAGAUUUCUUUAAUCAACUACAUUUUAACUAAGUAGCAUUUUCUUUCUAAGCAUUGUGCUUUGCAUGAUAGCAGGUCAUAGAGAAGGAAAAGUAAAGUUAAAGUCGGUUCUCGUUCAUAGCAACAUUAUCUGACAUUCAGCCAGCUUUUUCCCCCAGUGAUUUAUUUCUUUCCUGUAUUCAGAAUGUUCCCUGUUACCUGUGGGGAUUCCCAGAGUACCCAGCACAGUCCUAGUGUAGAACCCUUAAGAAUAACAACCUUUGAUGACAGGUGGUGGCAUAGUUGCCCAUGGCAUUACAGUCUUCCUGGUUUUGAUUUCAGGAACUACAUGAAUGACAGCCUUCGCACAGAUGUCUUUGUGCGGUUCCAGCCUGAAAGCAUUGCUUGUGCCUGUAUCUACCUUGCUGCCCGGACACUGGAGAUCCCUUUACCUAAUCGUCCACAUUGGUUUCUUUUGUUUGGAGCAACUGAAGAGGAAAUUCAAGAAAUUUGCUUUAAAAUCUUGCAGCUUUAUACACGGAAAAAGGUUGACUUGACGCAUCUGGAAAGUGAAGUGGAAAAGAGAAAGCACGCCAUCGAAGAGGCAAAGGCACGAGCCAAGGGUCUGCUGCCACCAGGGAGUGCGCCAGGCUUGGACAGUGCUACUGCAGGGUUCUCACCCGCUCCCAAGCCGGUAGAAUCCCCCAAAGAAGGUAAAGGAAGCAAGUCUUCCCCACUCUCUGUAAAGAAUGCCAAACGGAAAAUGGAAGGCCCAAAGAAAGCCAAGGGCGACAGCCCUGUAAAUGGCUUGCUAAAAGGGCAGGAGAGUCGAAGUCAAAGCAGGAGUCGUGAGCAGAGCUACUCAAGGUCCCCAUCACGGUCUGCUUCUCCAAAGAGAAGGAAAAGUGAUAGUGGCUCUACCUCAGGGGGGUCCAAGUCACAGAGUCGUUCUCGGAGCCGCAGUGACUCUCCUCCAAGGCAAGUACACCGUGGUGCUCCCUACAAAGGCUCAGAAGUGAGGGGCUCCCGGAAAUCCAAGGACUGCAAGCACCUCACCCAGAAGCCACACAAGUCUCGUAGCCGGAGCUCCUCCCGUUCCCGCAGCCGGUCACGAGAACGGACAGACAGUUCUGGAAAAUACAAGAAGAAAAGUCAUUACUAUAGAGAUCAAAGACGGGAGCGCUCAAGGUCAUAUGAGCGCACAGGCCAUCGAUAUGAGAGGGACCACCCUGGACACAGCAGGCAUCGGAGGUGAGAUAGGUUCCCUGGUGGCUGCCCUUGGUCCCUCCCUGUUGGGCACACCUUGGCUUCAGUGGCCUUGUCACAUAAUGUUUUUUUAAAGUGUUUUUGAUUGGACCUUGAGGUGAAUUUGACAGUGGGCAAGGUGCCCUUCAGGCUGGCCUGGGGAGUGCUGCACAUCUGUCCUAGGUAAUGGUCCACCUCAACUGCAGACCUUCAGGUAGCUGGAUGGAACAGCAAAGGCACACGCCUCCACUGGCGUGGCUUGGUGCUAUUGACAAGCUGUCUCUUCACUCCUAAACUGAUACUCAAUUACGUUAAGCCAAGAAAGAUGAUUUUUCAAAUCUUUGCCUAUAUUAGGUUGUACUUGUGUACAUAUUUUGCAGUGGUUCACAAUGAGAAAAUGGCCUUAAUAGCCCCCUUGUUCUCUAUUCACGUUGUAAAUAAACAUGUUUAAUACAAGUGAAAGCUAUAUAUGAGAACUCAGAAUUUGAUUCUGUUAGCUUAACACUUGUAUAGAAAAUUGAGAUUUUUAAAAUGUGAAGGUAUUUAGGUCUGUGUUGAAAGUCAUAUAUUUUUAUCUGUGCAAUGCUGAGUGCAGGCCACCAGCUCGAGAGAAAUUUUACGUGGUUGAAUAAACAAUUCUCAGGACACUUGUUAUGUAA